Molecule: messenger RNA, 1903 nt
Organism: Hippoglossus stenolepis (Pacific halibut)
Lineage: Eukaryota; Metazoa; Chordata; Actinopteri; Pleuronectiformes; Pleuronectidae
Gene: cstf2
Product: cleavage stimulation factor, 3' pre-RNA, subunit 2
Exons: 14
Coding region: 60-1598 (512 amino acids)
Biological process (GO): mRNA 3'-end processing
Cellular component (GO): mRNA cleavage and polyadenylation specificity factor complex
Molecular function (GO): mRNA binding
Source: RefSeq, a predicted model, not a curated record
UAACGGACGUCGUCUCCUUCUCACAUCCUGGUGUCGCAUCGUUUACUGUCCCCCUCAAAAUGGCGAACGUCGCCGCUGCAGCUGCCGCCGCCGCAGCCGCCGCUGUCGCCGCCAACAGAGACCCAGCCGUCGACCGGUCGUUACGGUCCGUGUUUGUGGGGAACAUCCCGUAUGAAGCCACAGAGGAGCAGCUCAAAGACAUCUUUUCUGAAGUGGGACUCGUUGUCAGCUUCAGGUUGGUAUAUGACAGGGAGACAGGCAAGCCGAAGGGAUAUGGCUUCUGUGAAUAUCAGGACCAGGAGACGGCUCUCAGUGCCAUGCGGAACCUGAACGGGAGAGAGUUCAGCGGCCGGGCUCUCCGUGUUGACAAUGCAGCCAGUGAGAAAAACAAGGAAGAGCUCAAAAGUUUGGGAACAGGAACCCCUAUUAUUGAGUCUCCUUAUGGAGACAAUGUGCAGCCAGAGGAGGCCCCGGAGUCCAUCAGCAGAGCCGUGGCCAGUCUGCCUCCAGAGCAGAUGUUUGAACUCAUGAAACAGAUGAAGCUGUGUGUGCAGAACAGUCCCCAGGAGGCGCGGAACAUGCUGCUGCAGAACCCUCAGCUGUCUUACGCUCUGCUGCAGGCCCAGGUGGUCAUGCGGAUCGUUGACCCUGAGAUAGCCUUGAAAAUGCUCCACCGUCAAACCUCAGUCCAGCCUCUGGCUCCCAGCGGACAGAGUGGAGGAGCGCCGCCGGUCAAUCCACCUCCUGUACAGCCCAGCAACCCAGUGUCUCAGCCCCAGCCUGUGCCUGGAAUGCAUGUCAAUGGAGCCCCUCAGAUGAUGCAACCCCCCAACAUGGGUGUUGUCCCAGGACCAAGUCCUGGACCGGGUCCGGGACCCGGAACAGGACCAGUCGGACCUCCAGGAAACCUUCAGCAUUCUCCCACAGGAUCGUCUGGCCAGGCGGCUAUCGAGCGUCCUCCAGGACCAGGUGGAAUCCCUCCCAGGGGCCUGCUGGGUGAUGGUCCUAAUGACCCCAGAGGGGGAACUCUGCUGUCUGUCACUGGAGAGGUCAUUGAACCAAACCGAGGCUACAUGGCUGCUCCACCACAACACCAAGCCCCACCUGUACACAUGUCCCCGAUGGCAAGUGGACCCCCUCCAGAUAUGAGAGGACCUCCGAUGGACAUGAGGGGCCCACCUAUGGGUGAACCCCGGAACAUGAUUGGUGACCCUAGAGGGCCCCCGAUGAUGGAGCCACGGGGACCGCCGAUGGAAACCAGAGGUCGCGACCCGAGGGCGAUGGAUGCUCGUGGGCCAGUUGCUGCGCAGAGGGUUCCCAUGGCAGGGGCAAUGCAAGGCCCCCCCUCUCACAGCAUGGGUCCUAACGCUCCUCCACCUGCAAGAUCGGGUUCUGGUAUUUCUGGUGCUCCUCCAUCAGGCGGCGGCUUCAGUCCGGGUCAGAGUCAGGUCUCCACACAGGACCAGGAGAAGGCCGCCCUGAUCAUGCAGGUACUGCAGCUGACCCCCGAACAGAUCGCCAUGUUGCCCCCGGAGCAGCGGCAGAGCAUUCUCAUCCUCAAAGAGCAGAUUCAGAAGACUGCGGGGGGUGCACCGUGAAGACCCGACGUACAAAGACCCUCGUCAGGGCUCCACACUGACCCGGUCCCCUGCAGCUUCAACACGUGUGAAGACGCCUCUUCUUACAGUCUGGAACGUUGUAUAGUUUUUUUUUUUUUUAUCAUAUGGUCUGUUUUCUGUAUGAAAGAGUCAAGUUGGAGCUUUUGGAUUCAAAAAUAAGCAAAACUUGUGAGAGGAUGAUGUUGAAAAGUAAGUUUCAUUCGUUUCCCCCCAAAGCUGUUUUCAUAUUAUUGUUCUGGAAACUUUCUGAAUAUUGUUUUGUCAAUAAAACAAACAAAAUAAUA